This is a messenger RNA of Ipomoea nil (Japanese morning glory), 1085 nucleotides long. RefSeq lists its product as uncharacterized. Gene Ontology annotation, molecular function: protein binding. Gene Ontology annotation, cellular component: nucleus. NCBI's taxonomy places the organism in Eukaryota, Viridiplantae, Streptophyta, Magnoliopsida, Solanales, Convolvulaceae. Gene Ontology annotation, biological process: regulation of flower development. The record is from RefSeq and is a predicted model, not a curated record. The transcript has 4 exons. The coding region runs from base 67 to 918 and encodes 283 amino acids.
CACACUAACAUUCAUUUCUUUAUUUCUCUAUCAAUAUAAUUCUUAUAUAUAUAUAUAUAUCCAUCAAUGGCUUUCAUUCCACCACAGCAUCAAUACUGCUCUGACCAUAUGUUUCCCAGUGAACUCCGCCAGUUGCCAACUCCCAUGAUACUCUCCGAUGGAAUUGCGGCAGCGCGCGCCGGCGGCACCGCCUACGACACUACUAAUAACGCCCUGCACCUUAACAUGAUGGACGCCGCCAUUUCAACGUUUCCUCAUCAUCACAACCCACUUGGCAACGUUUCCGAGCAGCUCCCCACCGCCAUGCUACUGUCGCCUUCGCCGCCUGCAGCUUGUGGUAUCAUCGGCUCCCGUGAAUUUUCUCGUACUCCUGCUCCCCGUGGCGGCUAUGGAUGUCUGUUUGAGUCUGGCGAUGAAUGCAAUAAUGGAUUAUUGGACUCCAAUUUUUGGUCCUUGUACCCUACGCGCCCACCAUCUUCCUACAAUAUUGAGGGAAUACAAGGGGAGGCAAUUAGUCCAAAAUUAAAAGAGCAGCCGGCAAUGAAGAUAGGAAGGUACUCUGAAGAAGAAAGGAAGGACAGAAUUCUUCGAUACCUAAAGAAAAGAAACCAAAGGAAUUUCAACAAAACAAUCAAGUAUGCCUGUCGGAAAACCUUAGCGGACAAGCGCGUGAGAGUCCGAGGAAGGUUUGCGAAGAAUAAUGAGAUAUGCGGGGAUGGAGAUGGGGAUGAUGACAUAGUCAUCAAGUCCAGGGAUAAUAAUAUUAUUGUUCACCAAACAAAAGAUUUAUAUUACGAUCAUCCAUUCCAGGCAAAGCAGGAUGAAGAAGAGGAGUGGUUGGAAGAGGCCAUCACCAGUCUUAUGUAUAUACCAUAUAUAGGUGGCUCAUACGAUGCCCAAUUCGUCAAUUUUUCAUGAUAUAAUUAAUUAUAUUGCUUCAUGAGCGGAUGAGAUGAUGCAUGUGAAUUUAUGUUUAAUUUUGUACACCAUUGUAGUAGUCUAGUCCGGCCAAUUAUAUUAGCCAACAAUUAUGUACUCUCCGGCAUAUAUAAUUAAUUGAUGAUAUGCGGUCCACAUUAUAUUAA